AUGUUUAGGCGAACCUCCCGGCGGGCACUCGGGUACACACCUGUGAACCCGGAUACCUCGCCCAUGAUCGCCUACAGCCAGUACCAUUGGCACUACAACCUUCCACAGGGAAUGGAGCGGCCACAUGCGGUCAACAGAACGAUGUCGGCCCCCUACCAGAGUCCUCACUCACUUGUCAACAAGUACCGUGGCGUGUGGAUUGAGUUUGAUAUGCAUCCCGCGUUUCGUGUUGCUUUAGAGCCGCAGUUAUGUAAGCUGCCCCACGGCCGUACUCUCCCCAAGACUGCUGUUGAGGAGGUUAUCUCGGAUUUCACAAGCAUGGCUCCACUCAUCGAUGACGAAAUGACAAGGGACCUUUGGUUAGCCAAGGUGUUUCAGCAUUGUGCUUUCCAGCGAAGUGGUGAUGCUAUGCUUUUAUGGGAGAAGUAUUGUCAUCCACGUUUUGCGGCGGACGAUGCUACAGCAAAGCCACCACUCCCUUUGGUGAAAGCCGCUUUAUUUUUUUGCAGCAAGACGGACCACAGUGGAUGGAAGCCCAUCUUUGAGAAAUGCCUAAAAAACGGCUGGAACUUUACUCCUCUUUUCGACACGGCGCAGUGGAGUUUCCUCUUGAAGAGUGUGGGCCGCAUGGGUGACGAGCAUGGCGUGCGACUCCUGUUGGAAGAGAUGCUAGAUGUGCAAGCUGAUCUGGAUCGCGUCGAGUCCCGAUCCAUCAUUAUCGCACUCAACGCUGUGAAAGACAACAACAAUUACGAAUUCCUGAAAAAAUACUUGUUUAACUUUGGUGAACGCAAGGUGAAGUUCCUUCGCAUCACGUACUCAGACCUUCGAGGUCAUGGUGCGGGGAAACUGCGAGUUCCCCUUGAGGAGAACGACAAGGUGUAUUAUCACGUCUGCUGGCACAACAGCAUACGCACUCCGCGAGAGUUCUCACCACGUCAAUUAUACUUUGACCACACCCCUUCGACCCUGGGUACGAGUGCACACAACCCGAACGCGAAGAUUGACGAUAUAGUGAAGGACAAGAUUGAGAAAUGGAAGACAGAGGGGCUUUUACCGGAAGACUACGUGCACGAAGACCGUGUUUACGAUCGCGGUGCUGCCUUCAAGAACGUUGCUCGCCAGGAGAAGUGGAAGAAGUGGCCAAAAAUAGUGAAGAGCAAGAAAAUGGGUUAUACAGGUGAUCCGUGA
Trypanosoma grayi is the source of this 1191-nucleotide messenger RNA. RefSeq lists its product as hypothetical. NCBI's taxonomy places the organism in Eukaryota, Euglenozoa, Kinetoplastea, Trypanosomatida, Trypanosomatidae. The record is from RefSeq and is a predicted model, not a curated record. The transcript has a single exon. Bases 1 to 1191 code for a protein of 396 amino acids.